AUGAACCAACAACAACCCUCGUCCAAUGGCUCGACUUAUGCCUCGACUCUGACCACGCGACCUGGAGAGUUGAGCUUGACCGAAACGGAGAUAUACGAAUCUUUCAAUCAACCCGAUGUCAUCGAGGCAGCAAUGAAACGUAUCAAUGCCAUGGCUGAUCAGCUUACCGACGAUGGCGAGACAGUGGAUGCAUUGGCAUCGGACCUGGGGUUGUGUAGCCCUUUCUCCUCUCAGGUCGACUCUCAACAGUCGAAUACGAAAGGUCACUAG
Molecule: messenger RNA, 270 nt
Organism: Kwoniella botswanensis
Lineage: Eukaryota; Fungi; Basidiomycota; Tremellomycetes; Tremellales; Cryptococcaceae
Exons: 1
Coding region: 1-270 (89 amino acids)
Source: RefSeq, a predicted model, not a curated record